Messenger RNA from Benincasa hispida (wax gourd), 2197 nucleotides. RefSeq names its product glycoprotease 1 (gene GCP1). The record is from RefSeq and is a predicted model, not a curated record. Gene Ontology annotation, cellular component: mitochondrion. Gene Ontology annotation, biological process: tRNA threonylcarbamoyladenosine modification. NCBI's taxonomy places the organism in Eukaryota, Viridiplantae, Streptophyta, Magnoliopsida, Cucurbitales, Cucurbitaceae.
GAUAUUCGUAUUCUUCCACCCUUCAGACUUUCAGCAUCGCUGCUUCUCCGUGGUAAUGGCGUUUUCUUCGUCACUUUCCCGCUUAAACCUUAUCCCAAAACCUUCACUUCCUUACGCGCUCAAUACUUUGAAAGCCCUCAACUUUCGCAAGCUAUUACGAAUCAAUUGGGUUGGAACAGGUCUUUCAUUGAAUGAUUCAGCUACCCGAUUUUCUGCUUUGAAAACGACCAGCUCUGCUGGAUUGCACACUCAGAUUUCAAAGCCGCAAGACGAUUUGAUUGUUCUUGGCAUCGAAACAAGCUGCGAUGAUACCGCCGCUGCCAUUGUGAAGGGCAAUGGUGAAAUUCUUAGCCAAGUCAUAGCUUCUCAGGCAGAGCUGCUUGCUCGGUAUGGAGGUGUUGCUCCCAAAAUGGCAGAAGAAGCGCACGCACAAGUGAUUGACAAGGUGGUGCAGGAAACAAUGGAAAAGGCUAACUUAACAGAAAGGGAUUUAUCUGCAGUCGCUGUAACCAUUGGCCCUGGUUUGAGCCUCUGCCUCCGUGUUGGUGUGCAGAAGGCACGAAAAAUUGCUGGUAGCUCUAGUCUACCUAUUGUUGGGGUGCAUCACAUGGAGGCUCAUGCUCUGGUAGCUAGACUAGUUGAACGGGAAUUGCAAUUUCCUUUCAUGGCGUUGCUCAUUUCUGGGGGGCACAACUUACUUGUUCUUGCCCAAGAUCUUGGCCAAUACAUACAACUUGGAACGACAAUAGAUGAUGCAAUUGGGGAGGCGUAUGACAAGACUGCCAAAUGGCUUGGUCUUGAUCUGAGGAAGAGUGGUGGGCCGGCUAUCGAGGAGCUUGCCAGAGAGGGGGAUCCAGAAUCGAUCAAGUUCUCAACUCCAAUGAAGCAACAUAAAGAUUGCAACUUCUCCUAUGCGGGGCUGAAGACUCAAGUCAGGCUGGCUAUUGAAUCCCGAAACAUUGAUGCAAAAAUUCCUCUGUCUUCUGCAAGCAUCCAAGACAGAAGUGUGAGGGCUGAUAUUGCUGCCUCUUUUCAGCGUAUUGCAGUGCUACAUCUAGAGGAAAGAUGUGAACGAGCAAUUGAUUGGGCAUUGAAAAUAGAACCAUCCAUAAGACAUUUGGUAGUCUCUGGAGGUGUUGCAUCAAAUAAGUAUGUAAGGGCUCAACUUACUGCGGUUGUCAGGAAGAAGGGCUUGCAGCUUGUCUGCCCUCCUCCCAGUCUCUGCACUGAUAAUGGUGUAAUGGUGGCUUGGACGGGCAUUGAGCAUUUUCGCGUUGGGAGAUUUGAUCCUCCACCACCAGCUGAUGAACCUGAAGAUAUUAUGUAUGACGUUCGACCGAGGUGGCCACUGGGAGAAGAAUACACCGAGGGAAGGAGCGUAGCUCGCUCACUAAGAACAGCCCGAAUCCAUCCAUCUCUUACGUCUAUCAUCCAGGCAUCUCUACAGCAACAACAGUAGCUAUAGCUUCAGUUUCCAACUUAAAGGAAUUUGUGCAUUUUUUUUGCUUCCCUUCUUUGCUGUGAGAUUUCUCGGACAACAAAUGGAAUCAUACAGGAAGCUCUAUGAAGCAGUAGCUAUAGCUUCAGUUUCCAACUUAAAGGAAUUUGUGAAUUUUUUUGCUUCCCUUCUUUGCUGUGAGAUUUCUCGGACAUCAAACGGAAUCAUACUGGAAGCUCUAUGAAGCACCCAGGCCAUCAAUGCGGUACUUACUCGAUGCCUUUUAUUAAACUUCUUGGGAGAUCUUGGUUGCUUCCUUUUAUUAAACUUCUUGGGAGAUCUUGGUUGCUUUCAUGAGAUACGCCAUCAAUAUGUUAUGUUAUUUUUGUCAUACUAACAAGAUUGCACUUAUAUUUAUUACCAUUUGUAUCAUAUUCAUACUCUCAUUUUUAGAAGAAAAACAGGGAUCUAUUUGAGCCGAACAAAAGAGUUAUACUACACAACUGAAUGCUUGGGGGUCACUGAGAGAAAGCUAUUGUAUGUAGUCGUGGAAUUUAGUAAGUUGUAAUCGGUCAAUAGUAUUAUCGAUUGUAAACAAAUAGUUCUUCGAUGAGAUCAGAUGAGUUGCGCAAGGGUGGGAAGUCAUUUUGUUCUCUCUUUACCCAAGGUUAAGCAAUCUUGCUGCUCAUCGUCUUGUCCGUGAAGCGUCUUCUCAUGUGAGUUUUGUUAAUCAGUAUCACUCCUCUUUUUAAAGAGCUC